Messenger RNA from Pocillopora damicornis (cauliflower coral), 3071 nucleotides. RefSeq names its product oxysterol-binding protein-related protein 9. The record is from RefSeq and is a predicted model, not a curated record. Gene Ontology annotation, molecular function: sterol binding. Lineage: Eukaryota; Metazoa; Cnidaria; Anthozoa; Scleractinia; Pocilloporidae. Gene Ontology annotation, cellular component: Golgi apparatus; membrane; cytosol.
CUCGUGACUGGGCUCUAGGAAAGAUUCAAAAUGGCGGUCGUGAUGGAAGGACCUCUAUCUAAAUGGACGAAUGUUGUAAAAGGAUGGCAGUAUCGGUGGUUUGUUUUGGAUGAUAAUACAGGGUUGUUGUCCUAUUAUACAUCCAAGGACAAAAUGAUGAGAGGAACAAGAAGAGGAUGUUUACGUCUGAAGGGGGCAAACAUUGGAAUUGAUGAUGAAGAGGACAGCACCUUUACAAUAAGCUGUGAUCAAAAGACCUUUCACUUUCAAGCACGUGAUGCAGAGGAGAGAGAACGCUGGAUUAGAGCUUUAGAAGACACAAUCAAAAGACAUUCACAAGCCAGAAAGAGACCAAUGGCAGGUUUUCAGACUCUGUUUGAUCCCUCUCAAGAAAACUUGGAACAACGUCUAGCAGAAGCUGAUGCAUACCAGAAGAUUCUUGAACAACAAAUCAAGAAUUUACAUACUCGAAUGAGUGCUGAUACAGGAGCUCAAGAUUCACAGAGAAUGCUGGAGUCAAUGAAUCAUUGCUUGAAGCAGAUGUCUGCUCUAAAGAUUGAAUGUGAGAAAUCAGUUGCUGCAAGUACUUGUGUAGAGCUAGUGAUGCCAGUACUCAAUGAUCAUAACUCAGCCAAAAGCCCAGACCCUUCUCUUGCACAGGACAGUGAUAGAGGUGGGAAUGAAGGAGAGCAAAAUGUGGAAACUGCAGCAGAAAACAGAACCCUUAAGUCCAGUAAGAGUGACUCCUCACUUAAUGUGAGGGAUAAGUCUUCUUCAGUUUCCAGUGAUGAAGGAUGUGGUUUUGAAUCCUCUAAGGCAACAUCAAAAUCUAACCAUGAACUAUCAUCAUCUGAAAGAAGUGUUCACUUACAACUUGACAGAACAAGUAUUCACCCACAAGUUGGGUUCUCUUUGUCACCAAGUCGUGAUGAUCAUGUGGUACCAUUCACUUCAUACUCCAGUAGCGAGGAUGAAGAUGAAGUGGAAUUCUUUGAUGCAGAUGAGUUCCAUGACUCAGAAUCUGCACCGUCAAGCUCUCCUCCUCAGAGUAACCCAUUUUCAGCAUCCAAGAAGUGGAUGGAUCGAGACGAAUAUGAAAUAGAGGAUGAUGACACUACAGGAGGAGACCUUGAGGCUAUCGACAAACAUAGCAGUAUUAUCACUCAUUUGUUAUCUCAAGUGCGUCUGGGAAUGGACUUGACCAAGGUUGUUCUUCCGACGUUUAUCCUGGAGAGAAGGUCUUUGUUGGAAAUGUAUGCAGAUUUUUUUGCUCACCCUGACCUGUUUGUCGAUAUUGUGAACUAUUCACAUCCAAGAGAUCGUAUGAUAGCAGUAGUUAGGUGGUAUUUGUCUGCUUUCCACGCUGGUCGUAAGGGCUCAGUAGCAAAGAAGCCUUACAAUCCUAUCCUAGGAGAGGUGUUUCGUUGUUUCUGGGUUUUGCCUGAGUGUGAAACGUCAAGAACAGAGAAAUGUCCAGUUGAUGGACCACUGCCGUGGGCAUCAGAAGAUGACGUCACUUUCAUUGCCGAGCAAGUAUCCCAUCAUCCUCCAAUUUCUGCGUUUUAUGCAGAGAAUUGCAGUAAACAGAUAUCGUUCAAUGCACACAUCUGGACCAAGUCAAAGUUUCUAGGACUGUCAGUUGGAGUAGAAAAUAUUGGACAAGGUUGUGUGUCAGUUUUACCAUAUAACGAGGACUAUGUAUUAACAUUCCCUAAUGGCUAUGGCAGAUCAAUUCUCACAGUUCCUUGGGUGGAGAUUGGAGGAAAAACCAACAUAACUUGUUCUAAAACUGGAUAUCAAGCUGCAGUACAGUUCCAUUGCCGGCCUUUUUAUGGUGGUAAAAAGCAUCGUAUAACUUGUGAAGUAACUUCUCCAGAAGAUAAGAAAACCUUUCUUACCAUCACAGGGGAAUGGAAUGGACAAAUGUUUGCCAAAUAUUCCGAUCGAGAGGAACCCGAAUUAUUUGUCGAUACAUUGAGCAUGCCAACAGUCAUGAAAACUGUAAAGAAAAUUCAUAAACAAGAAGGAAACGAAUCUAGGAGAUUAUGGAAAGAUGUUACAAUAAGUUUAAAGGAUGACGAUGUGGAAAAUGCAACUGAAGCGAAACACAAGUUAGAAGAACGACAGCGAGCAGAGGCGAGAGAAAGAAAAGAAAAAGGACUUACUUGGCAAACAAAGUUGUUCCAUGAAGUGGGAGAAAACUGGGUGUACCACAAACCAUUAAUAACAAGGCUUGCCAAUCCGAGUCCUUCUAAAAACAAAUGAGUCUCCGCUGGAUACUGAAGCAGUGGCUUGAUGCUUGUUGCCGUGGAUACAUAUUCAUUCACCCAACUCACCCUAAGUCGAUGCAUAAGAUUCACGGUCCUAAAUACAGGUUUCUAAAAUAGAACUCAGUGAAGUGAAGCAAAUAAUUUAAAAUUUGAGUUGAAUUACUGACUUCUUAGCUUCUCAAUGAAUAGAACACUUCAGGGUUGUUUUUUCUCUUUUGGGAAUAAAUGUCUGGCACAAGCUAUUUUGAAACGCUUUUUUUUUUAAUGGAAAUUAAAACAAAGUAAUUAUAUCCGUACAAUUUUAAAAACCGGAUACUGUUCCAUAAAAACCACUAUGUUGGCUUUAAGAAGUAUUUUUAGCACUCUUUCGGCUGUAAAGGAAAAGAAAAGACGCUAAAACUAAAUUUCGAGCAAGAUAGCAAGACAAUAUUUUAAGUUUACUUCUUUGUGUCUUAAUUUACUGUUUAUCCACUCGAGGAGAAAAUACGAGAAAGACUGAUCCAAAUAUAGGUACUUAAGUAUGUGUAAUUAUCAAAAUCAAUUGCAACUCGUUACCUUAGGUUUUAAAAGAAAUUCAACACAUCUUUGGGUGUCGUUUACAAAAUGUCUAUUUAAUUUACUCAGCCGAAGUAUCCAUUUAUAUUACAAGGGGUUGAGAUCAUAUUUCAAGGAAGACGUCAGUACACUUGUAGAAGGAAAUUCUUGUCAAAGGAAUUUAAAAUAAGUCUUAGAAAAGAUAAUGAGAAGUGCUUUUGUACUGUUAUUGUUAAAGGAAAUAAAUUUAAAAAGCUUUUUACAGUU